UUUCCAGCGUCUUCUCCUCAUUGACGGUUUUUCAGUUUUUUUUUUGUUUACUUUCCUAAGAAGAUUUUUGCUCAAGAAUGACUCGGAAUUUGAAUUCAACUCCGGAUUCUACGGAAAACGUCAAGUUUCUCUACAGUUACGGCGGUAGAAUCGAUAUCCGCCACUCCGACGGCAAGCUGCGGUACGUCGGCGGUUACACGCGUGUUCUUUCUGUCGAUCCUUCCGUUUCGUAUGCAGAGCUGAUGGUGAAAUUUGGGGAAUCGUGUGGAUUUUCUGUGAAUUUGAAGUGUAAAUUGCCGAGCGAAGAUCUGGAUGUACUGAUAUCAGUUAAAUCUGAUGAAGAUCUUCGUAGUGUGAUCGGAGAGUACCGAAGAGCUUCGCCGGAAGCGAAGAUCAGAGCGGUACUUUUUCCGAUCAAAUCGGAGAAGAAAGUGUCUCCUCCGUCUUCUCCAAUGUCGUGUUUCGAUUUUCCUUCCGCUCCAAAGCCUCGCCGCUCGAAAACUCCCCCCGCCGUAUUCUAUUGCUCAAAUCCUUCCUGUGCUGCCGCGCACCGUUCAUCUGCGGCGGCUAUCGCCGCCGGAAGAUGCCGUUGCUGUCAGGCCAGAAGUAUGAGUCACUUUUACCUUGUUCCACGCCGAAUUCACUCUCAUUAACACCCAAAAACGAAAAAUAAAUUUACAUAUACCUAUAUAUAUAUAUACACACACACACAUAGAGCUUGUUUAGAUUAGAUCUCCAAAUACCUUAAGGAUGUUGAUAAUCAUGAGAACCUACUUCGUUUAUUCGUCUCGGAUUGUAUAUUUGUUCCUCUUCCAGAUUUCUUUGUUAAGUUUGGACUCAUCUUCUUCCCUGGCCUGAUACUUUUUCCAUAUAUUCUUCUUCGCUGUACGUAAACUGUAAAUCGUUCAUGAAUUAGGGUUCCGUCACCCGCCGUUACCGGAUUUGACGGAUUCCAGUUAUUUUAAUGGACGCCGUCAAUAAUUGUCCGGUAGGCGUUAUUAUGAGCGCUGCCUCGUUUAAAUGACUCUUCUACUUUCUGAAUAUUCCUCUCCUCGAAACGCUGUCGUUUCGUGGCGGUCACGUGUCGUUCGUUGCUAAGCUCUUUUUUCUGUUUAACUCGUACGUAGGGACACGUGUCGUUGAGAUGACGAAGGCUGUAUCAGAUCCCCAACUAUGGGGUGGUUCUGGCUUCUAUAAAUUCGUUUAUUUUUGUCGUUUCUGUAUAAAUUUUUAUCAUUAAAUUUUUAUUAUUUAAAUUACAGUUAAAAUUCAAAAUUAAUGUUUAUUUAUUUUUAGUCUUGCUUUGAUAUUUUAAAAUAACUAAUGUUUGUCUGUUCAAAGUUUGGAUGAUGCGGCAGGUUUGAAUUUGUGAUCACGAAGUAAUGAGUUCAAAUCUCUUCACAUAUAGUUCGUUUAGUGUGAUUUUUUUGUUGGUCUGGUUUGCAGAAUAUUAUGUUUGAUCGAGGGUUUUUCCAGUGCACCAUCUCGGAUUUACCUACGUCAUUUAAAAAAAAAAUUUGGAUUUUAGGUUUGAAUACUUAAAUAUUAAAAUUAGAAAUUUAAAAUACGGAUAAUAAACCUUUUAUCUUUAUUUUACUUGUCAGUAUUUGC
Andrographis paniculata is the source of this 1611-nucleotide messenger RNA. RefSeq lists its product as uncharacterized. The record is from RefSeq and is a predicted model, not a curated record. The coding region runs from base 78 to 653 and encodes 191 amino acids. Lineage: Eukaryota; Viridiplantae; Streptophyta; Magnoliopsida; Lamiales; Acanthaceae. Gene Ontology annotation, molecular function: protein binding. The transcript is spliced from 2 exons.